This is a messenger RNA of Harpia harpyja (harpy eagle), 3501 nucleotides long. It is a transcript of the gene CDC25A, whose product is annotated as cell division cycle 25A. The transcript is spliced from 16 exons. The record is from RefSeq and is a predicted model, not a curated record. Bases 295 to 1872 code for a protein of 525 amino acids. Gene Ontology annotation, molecular function: protein tyrosine phosphatase activity. NCBI's taxonomy places the organism in Eukaryota, Metazoa, Chordata, Aves, Accipitriformes, Accipitridae. Gene Ontology annotation, cellular component: nucleus; cytoplasm. Gene Ontology annotation, biological process: G2/M transition of mitotic cell cycle; positive regulation of G2/MI transition of meiotic cell cycle; protein dephosphorylation.
CUUGAGGCACCCCAUUGGCUGGCUUCUCUAUUGGGCAGGGGCGACGUCAAGCAACGGUUGGAGGCGGGGAGCGAGGCGCCCGCUGGCGUUCUUACUGGUCAGAACGAAAGCGGCGGGCGGGGAGAUUGAAGAAAAACACCCGCCCCCUUCAAACGUCGCGCAGAGGAGGGUUUUGAUUGGCGGAGGGGCAGUUUGGCGCCAGCUUCGGAGCGGGCGACGGGUAGCGGCUGGGGUCAAAGCGGUGCGGGCUGCGCUGACAGGAGGACGGUGAGGGCUUUAGCUCGGCUCGGCUCCAUGGAUCCCGCACCGGGCGGUUCUUACCGCCGCCGCCUCCUGCUUCUCUCCCCGGCUUCACCCGCCGUGGUCAAGUCUCUCUUUCCCGCCGACCUCUCGCCGGUUUCCGACCUCCGCCUCACCAUGGAGCAGCUGGGACGCGGUCAGCAUGAAAACGCUGAGCAAGAUGUGGGGAACAAGAAUACUAAUGGUUUACAAAGAACAGUGUCAUCGGAAUCAACAGACUCAGGUUGUGCUUUGGAUUCACCUGGUCCUGCAACCUCAGACAAUACCAUGGAGGAAACGUUUGAGAAAGCAAUUCUUGAAUCUAGCAGACUAAACAUACGAAUGCCUUUCAGAAGAAUACAUUCACUGCCACAAAGCCUCCUGGGAUCCAGUCCUGCCCUGAAGAGAAACCAUUCCAAUUCUCUGGAUGGUGAUGCUUUUCAACUGCUGGAACAAGAUGAAAAUAAGGAGAAUGAAUCGUUUGAGUUUAAGAAGCCAACCAAACCAGCUUCUCGUUGUUCUGUGCACAUCCAUUCCCGUGAUGGAAAAGGUGUUCCUGGACCAAGGCAGAAGUCAUCUUCAGCUCAGAUAUUUCCCAUGGGUGAAAUACCGAUGGGUGAACAGGAGAACUACAGGCCAGCUUUCCUGCAGCAGUCUUCUCUGACUUCCUCUGAAAGUGAAGAUGACGAUGGAUUCCUAGAGCUGCUAGAUGAGCAAGAUUUGAAGAACGAUGAGGAGAUGCCAUCUGAUGUGGCGAGCCUCUGGACUGCACCACUAGUCAUGAGGAAAACAGACAAUCGGGCCAAACGAUGCCGGUUGUUUGGCUCUUCAUCUCUGACUAGUGGUGUAGGAAGAACCACCCAGAAAAGGAUGGAGAGAUCCCAGGAAGAGAAUUCUCCAGGGAAGAGCAAGAAGAGGAAAAGCCUGCCUGGAACACCUUCUGAGGACUCGACGAGUUUGAAAAUGGUAAAGACACAAUCCUCCACAGCAGAGAUCGAAAGCAUUUUGGACAGUGACCAGAGAGACCUUAUUGGUGACUUCUCAAAGGGUUAUUUAUUCCAUACUGUCGAUGGGAAACAUCAAGACUUAAAAUAUAUUGACUCAGAAAUGAUUGUGUCUGUGCUGACUGGGAAGUUUGCGAGCUUCAUCAAGGAAUGUGUGAUAAUUGAUUGUAGAUACCCGUAUGAGUACGAAGGAGGACACAUCAAGGGUGCUGUAAACCUACAUAUGGAAGAGGAUGUGGAAGACUUCUUGCUUAAGAAGCCAAUCCAGCCAUCAGAGAACAAACGAGUGAUAGUAGUGUUCCACUGCGAGUUUUCUUCGGAGCGGGGUCCUCGCAUGUGCCGGUUUGUGAGAGAGCGGGACAGGCUGGGUAACGAAUACCCCAACCUCCAUUACCCAGAACUGUAUGUCCUGAAGGGGGGUUACAAGGACUUCUUCUUAAGAUGCCGCAGUUUCUGCGAGCCCCAGAGUUAUCGGCCCAUGCAUCACAAAGACUUUAAAGAAGACUUGAAAAGAUUCCGCACCAAAAGCCGAACAUGGGCUGGCGAGAAGAGCAAAAGGGAACUGUACAGUCGCCUGAAGAAACUCUAAGGGCUGAGCUGAACAAGACUGCCCAUUGUGGGGAGGGGGAGGCUGCAGUGGGAGGGAGACGUGCCUGUUCCGUGUUUGUGGUUAUCAGGUACCAGCUCUGUCCUCGUCUGUCAUCUUGCUGGGAACACCGUGGGACUUGUGGCUGCAGGCUUGAACCGAGCAACCUGGGUGCUGGUUGGGAGCUGACUUCUGAAUCUUCUUGUUACGCUGCUUUGUGGAAAUGGCUUCUCGUGUUCUGUGACAUCCACAAACUGCCUGACAGCCUGCCCAGGGAGGGGUGGGGAGAGGCUGUUGCGUGCCACGUACAUGGGGCUCGGCUGGUACAUGGUGUAAGCAUUGAGGGUGUUUUAGUGCCUGGUUUUUUUUUUUUUUUUUAAUGCUUUGUUUUAUUUAAAUACAGUCAAAUGAAGCUAAUACCGCUGCAGUUGAAUCCUCUGGAUUGUACUUAAACCUUGUUUCUGCUAAAGGGCAGCCUGCUGUUGGGGGGGUAGAGGGGUUUAAUUAUUUUUCUCAGCUGCAGCUUUGAUUCUGUGUUUUCAUAGCAUAACAUGUUGUGGUGAAGUAAAAUGGGAAAUAGUUCAUUACAACUAGAGGUUCCCACCUUGCUGAACAUCCGUGUUCUGCUGUGGGAGGCCUCUUGAAGACAGUCUGAGGGGAAAUUGCUUAUGGUAGAUAGAUAUCACAAUUGCUUUAUUUCAUAGUAAUUUGAAUUUAGCUGCUGCUUUGGUUCUAGAGGAGUUGGUGUUUUAAAGUAGGGAUAACUUCUGGGAACUGAGGGUAAUUCAGAAUUAGGCUGUCAGGUCAUCCCAGAAGUACUGGGUGGCAAAGCUGUUACCAGAUUUCUCAACAGCAGCAAGUUACUGCCGCUGCUCCCUCCAAGGCUGUGUAUUAUUAUUGUGAAAUGUGUUCAGAAAAGAGCCCGGCUGUGAGGAAUCACACUGAUGAUCCUGGGAGGCUGUUCUGAACCUGCUUCUGCUGCUGUGGGUUUGACUUUGGCCACUUCUCCAGCAGCAGAAGCACCUUCUGCCAGGAAAGGCAGGAAAUACAAUUAAUUCUUGAAGGAAGAAGAACUUCCUCAGCUGGCAUUGUACCCUACAGCUGAGCCCUACAAAUUGUCCACCUAAAGCAGAAUUCAUGGUUCUGUGGCACAGCUGCUUUGCUGCUAAUUUUUGGAGUCACGGAAGACCCACCUACAACUAAUGAGCCUUACCAUAGCCCAGGGCUUUCAGGGUAAGGCUGGCUGCUUGCCGCAGCAACGCUGUGAUGAUCGCUGUAGCUCAUCUUCCUCAAAAAUCACACAAAAACUUCCUGGUGAAACUAGUGUUCCCAAGGCCGGGCGUGCAGCCUGGGACCAGGCACCCAUCCUGGAAGCUCUCGGCUCUUUAGCAGAAAUCCAUGCUUCACAUGGCUUGGCUUGCUCCCUGUGAGCUAGUCUUGCGUGCCAUUGUAUCUGUGUCAAAAAAAAAAACUGAAAUAGAGGUGCCUUAUGUGGAAUUUUAACUUGAUUUUUUAAAAAACUGUUUCUUAAAGCCUGCUGUUAAUCCUCUUGAGAACUGAAAAGAUAAACUUUGAACUCUAACUUUCUCAUUUAAAAAAAAAAUAAAUCGGAUUUUGCUGGUUUCCCUCAAA